GUCACGAGUCCGCAAGUGGAAAAACACCAGUCCCAAUGAAAUUCGAUUCGGUCUUACCGUUUUGCAGAGCGUCUGUUCAAAGCCUUCUUUUGAUAUGUAUUUUUCGGCUCGCGAGAGUAUCGAAACGCCAUUUUUCGUGAAAACCAUGCGGGAAUAUAGAUUUCGCCUUAUUCAUAAGUUUAUACAUUUUGCUGACAACAAUUUUCUCGACAACGAUCCUCACGUACGAAAAUUGUAUAAAAUAAAGCCUAUCAUUGACCAUUUACAAAAUAAGUUUAGGAGUGUGUAUAUCCCGGGAAAAAACAUAUCUGUUGACGAAUCGUUGAUGGGGUGGAAAGGACGCUUGUCCUGGAAGCAGUAUAUUCCCUCAAAAAGGAAACGUUUUGGGAUAAAGUUCUAUAUGCUAUGCGAAAGUUCUACAGGGUAUGUCUAUAAUUUUUUUGUUUAUACAGGGGCUGACACAAAUUAUGGCCAUAAGUAUAUUGAGCAGCCUAUCGCUGCACGAAUUGUAUUGUCACUAUGUGAUAGUCUACUCAAUAAGGGACACUGUUUGUUUUUGGACAAUUUUUACACUAGCCCACAUUUAGUCGAAGAACUAACAAAACGGAGAACCGAUUGCGUCGGAACUAUGCGGAUUAAUCGGAAGGGAAUUCCGCAAGACAUAAAAACAAAAAAAAUAGAAAAAGGGAGUCUGUGGCUAUGUUCAAAAAAAAGUGAUGAUCAUAAAAUGGAAGGAUAAAAAAGAUAUCACUAUGAUUAGCACUCUUCAUGACAAUAGAAUGGUUGAAAUAGAGAAGCGUGGCAAAAAAAUACAAAAACCAGCUGUUGUUUUAUCUUAUAAUAAAGAUAUAGGUGGGGUGGAUUUAUCAGAUAAUUUUCUGCAUUUCUAUUCCCUCGAUAGAAC
Acanthoscelides obtectus is the source of this 904-nucleotide messenger RNA. The record is from the annotation of a GenBank genome assembly. NCBI's taxonomy places the organism in Eukaryota, Metazoa, Arthropoda, Insecta, Coleoptera, Chrysomelidae.